Molecule: messenger RNA, 2229 nt
Organism: Fusarium oxysporum Fo47
Lineage: Eukaryota; Fungi; Ascomycota; Sordariomycetes; Hypocreales; Nectriaceae
Product: phosphatidic acid phosphatase type 2/haloperoxidase
Exons: 4
Coding region: 313-2013 (566 amino acids)
Cellular component (GO): endoplasmic reticulum membrane
Molecular function (GO): sphingosine-1-phosphate phosphatase activity
Source: RefSeq, a predicted model, not a curated record
AUAGCUGACCAGCUACCUGCCUUCUACACUUGAACCUUGGCCUCUGCUGGUCUGGUUCUGUUCAUGUAACAUAGUGCAAAGCUCCACUUGAUCAAACUCCCGCCGCUUCCAUCGUUGGUUAACUAUUCCCACUAAACUACUACACUGCAACUACAUUCUCAGCAGGGCUUCUGUCCAUUGAAGCCCAAGGCCGCACUCAGGCUCACGACAUUCCUUAUCGGGUCUUCUUUGACUUCAAUGUUUCGUCGUCGUAUUGGAUCUUGUACUCGUCACAAUUGACGUAUCUCUUACUUUUACUUUCGCCGUAAAACCAUGAGCGGCCCUCAACGCGAUGCCCCGCCGUUGAGCGCCAACAUUCCCGAUGCCACCACGACCACGACGGUUCUGCCUACGACAAACGGCUCUGCCAAAGGCGACGACGUUCCCGAUGCCGGACUGAGAAGUCUCGAUCACUACAAGCGCGCCCUGCCGAAAUGGCGUUACAAUCUACGCCAACAGAUGCUGCCUCUGAUCCGCUGGGAGACACCCUACCUUGCGUGGAUGCAAGAGAAGUUACGGACUCCAGCUCUCGAUAGCUACUUCGCCAUUACUGCCAACCUCGGAACCCAUACCUUCUUCAUGAUCGGAUUACCCAUCUGCUUCUGGUGUGGUUAUGCAGCAUUUGGCAAGGGACUUGUGCAUAUUCUUGCGCUCGGUGUCUUCUGGACAGGCUUUAUCAAGGACUUCUACUCUCUCCCGCGACCACUUUCGCCUCCUUUGCACCGAAUCACAAUGUCUGGUUCUGCAGCCCUCGAAUAUGGGUUCCCUUCGACCCAUAGCGCCAAUGCCGUAUCUGUCGCUGUCUAUGCGCUUCUGAUACUACGCAGUCCCGAUAAUACGCUAGCUCCAACCACCAAGUUCGCACUCGAAUGUCUCUCAUACUUCUACGCUGCUUCGAUCAUAUUUGGGCGCUUAUACUGUGGCAUGCAUGGCUUCCUCGACGUAAUUGUAGGGUCUAUCAUGGGUGCCGCUAUUUCUCUGCUCGAAUUCUACUACGGACCUCCCCUGGAUGAAUAUAUGCACUCCAGCUCUUGGGCUGCGCCUCUCGUAGCUGCCUUGAUUAUCCUUGUACUGGUGCGCAUUCAUCCUGAGCCGGCAGACGAUUGUCCAUGUUACGAUGACAGUGUUGCCUUUGCUGGUGUUGUCAUUGGUCUCGAGUUUGGCACUUGGACGUACGGCAAGAUUGCGUUGGAUCCUUGGGAGACUCAUGCGCAUGGUGGAGGAUCGGUGGAUAUUACGCACUUGGGAUUGGCUGCCAACGUGGCUAGGAUCGUCUUCGGCGUUCUUGUCGUCUUUGCGUGGCGCGAGACGAUGAAGCCUCUACUGCUUAAGCUUUUGCCUCAUUUAUUCCGAAUAUUUGAACAGGUUGGCGUGAACAUGCCUCGACGAUUCUUCACGCCUGCUAGUAAGUACAAGACUGUACCAACAGGCUCUCGUAUCGAUACUCUUUUCCCUUCGCCCUCCGACUUCCCACGCAUGGUCGAGAGUAUCCGAAACCCUACCACCCGAGGUCGCUCUGUGUCGAUUGGUCCUCAGAGUGCCGCAGAUGCAUACGAGACCUUGGCGUAUAGAGAGCGCAAGCGACGCGAGAGUGUCAGCAGUAACCAUAGCUUGAAGAGCAAGUCAAGCAACCUGGAGCUCCAGACCACGCAUGAGGACUAUUCUGGCAAGGGAGCUCAGGCGUCUGGUGCACAGGCAAACCGAAUCGUCGAGUUCGAGCAGAUGAUGGGAACCGGCGAGGUUGUGACAACACCGGCCGCCGAUGAUGAUCGGGUCGAGAUCUUUGUUACGGGCACCGAGGACGGAUUGGGAGAGCGGGAGAUGUUCUCGCAAUUAAUCAAACCUCGUGUGCGAUACGACGUCGAGGUCGUAACUAAGCUCGUGGUUUACACUGGCAUUGCUUGGUUUGCGGUGGCUAUUAUCCCCAUAAUGUUUGAGAUUGUGGGCUUGGGGACGAAUCAGUUACGUGAAUGAUGAGUGAUGAGAUGAAAUGAGACAAGAGAGGUCACCGCCUUGUAUUAUUUUCUAGUGGCCUCCAGGAUACAAUUAGAUACUCUUCUUUUUAAUGACCAUAUAGGGUGAUGAAUGAUGGGCGCUGGAAUGGUUUAUUGGUUAUGUCACCUUCGGGUUUCUCUGGGUGAUAUAUCUCUAGACAACUUUAGAGUUGCAAUUGAUACUGAGUUGUAUUCA